AUGAUGUCCAAAAUCUCUGCUAUCGUCCUUCUACCCGUCGCCUUCUCUCUUGCGUUGGCAACGGUGCUACCAACACGAGAUGCCGCAGAGACCUGCUGGUCCGGCGAGAUCCACUAUCCUUGUGAUGGAGCGACGACGGGCUGUACUCCUGGCGGAAUCAUGGUCGCAUGUCAAUCAUCUUCCAACGCCAUGAUCUUCAACAGCUCGUGUGGGCCUGGAACAGGACAAGGCACAUGCGCGUACGACGCCGACUGCAACGCAUACUGCGCGUAG
Molecule: messenger RNA, 273 nt
Organism: Hypoxylon trugodes
Lineage: Eukaryota; Fungi; Ascomycota; Sordariomycetes; Xylariales; Hypoxylaceae
Exons: 2
Coding region: 1-273 (90 amino acids)
Source: RefSeq, a predicted model, not a curated record